ACGGAAGAAGGAAAAUGGAGGCGGCAGUGUUCAUCCUGUCACUGGUGGACUGCUGUGCACUGAUUUUCCUCUCGGUUUACUUCAUCAUCACCCUGUCUGAUCUAGAAUGUGACUACAUCAAUGCCAGAGCCUGCUGCUCCAAGCUGAACAAAUGGGUCAUUCCAGAGAUGGUUGGGCAGUGUCUCUCCACGAUGCUGAUGUUGAUCUCCAUGCACUGGUUCAUCUUCCUCCUCAACCUGCCUGUAGCAGCCUGGAACAUUUAUAGACAUGUGAAGGUUCCAAUGGGAAACAUGGGCGUGUUUGACCCCACUGAGAUCCACAACCGAGGUCAGCUCAAGUCCCACAUGAAGGAGGCCAUGAUUAAACUGGGUUACCACCUGCUCUGCUUCUUCAUUUAUUUGUACAGCAUGAUCCUGGCUCUCAUCAACGACUGAAGCACUCAGCAAGCUCUCUGACGCCCCCCCCCCCCCCCCCCCCCCCCAGCUGCCAAAUUCCAGACUCCGGGGGUUUGCUGUUUAGCCCUCACAUCCCGCUCCUGCACUGUAUGCACCAAAUCUUUCAGAACAGCCGAGAGAACAAGUUUACUGUGACUGUGCUGAUUCCGAGGCUCACGUUCUUAUCAGCGCUGUCCCAGACUUUUAACUUCGAUCCAAUACUAAGGUUGAGAUUUAACACUUCAGUACCAUCAUGACAAAAUUCUGCAGCGAAGGUGUCAGUUAUUUUUUUUUCAGCCUCUUUCUGCAGCGCUGGGUUCAGUGGCUGUUGGAACCAUUGUCAGCAGAUAGAAACACAGACAGUGAUUUUUGAGUGUUUUUACCACCAAAGCCAAAUUGGUAAAAAAAAAAAAUGCCAAUCAAUCAAAUCUCAAAACCCAGUGUGGGGUAUCUUGCCCUCCCCCCCCUCCCUGCCCGGACUCUUCGGCCUCUGUAGUUGACUGUGUGUUGACAGUCCACAGGUCUGGCACCAACAGUCGCUUCAGGCUCAGCGUCACACAGAUCGCGUUUCUUUUUCCCCUUCAGAUGUUUGGUCUCAACAGUGACUGAUCCUCUUCACUGUGUCCGCAGGCUGGUGGACGGUUUAAUGUAGCAGACAGGGGACAGUGCUUAUUGAUCCACGUCCUGCCAUCACCUAAAGCCGGAGGUUUGUGAUGGUACUGAAGUGUAGUGAAGACUCCCUGAUCAUCAUCACUGAUCCUGUUCUGAGACCUUUCAUGCAUACAGGACCUGCCAGACUUCCAGCAUCACACUCCAUCACUGAUCACCAACCACAGCUCAGCCUACACACACACACACACACACACACACACACACACACACACACACACACUUAGAUAAAUAUACUGACACAUUUGCCUCCGUGUAUGUGUGUGUAUUCAUCACACACACACACACACACACACACGUCCCUGGGCAGAGUGAAGGACAAUCACACUAACCGCACACAUAAACACACACACACACACAGUCUGGUGUUGCACUGGAUGCAGCCAAUAGAAGCAGUUGUUCUGUUGAGUCUGUGCCGCUGUGUGUGAGUAACGGCUGUUGUAUUGUCACUGUGUGAGUGGCAGCGUGGAUCUGACCUCAGUCGUGCACCGAUGCUGUGUUUACUGAAUGACUUUUGCAUUGAUCACACGUGUAUGCUAACGUCCGCCGCUCCCUGGACCAGCAGGCGUCUCAGCUGUCCUCCGGGAUGGCCGGACGAACACACUCCUCUUCAUCUGGGACAGAGCAGGGAUGAGUCCACAUGUAGGUUCAGGUCCUGUGCUUGGCAGAGCCCUGCUGGGUGAGCCACAUGUGCAGCUCUUCUGGAGCCGUUUUUCUCUUCGGUGUGGGUUGAGCUGGGAGAGCUGCUGGUGAAUGACUUCCUGUCUGAUUCAUACUAUAAUGUCUUAUGCAGUGAGAAAUUUCUUCUUGGGAGGGAAAUGUUGUUUCAUAAAUAAACAUGAAAGACAA
Molecule: messenger RNA, 1952 nt
Organism: Toxotes jaculatrix (banded archerfish)
Lineage: Eukaryota; Metazoa; Chordata; Actinopteri; Toxotidae
Gene: cnih4
Product: cornichon family AMPA receptor auxiliary protein 4
Exons: 5
Coding region: 15-434 (139 amino acids)
Biological process (GO): endoplasmic reticulum to Golgi vesicle-mediated transport
Cellular component (GO): COPII-coated ER to Golgi transport vesicle; endoplasmic reticulum membrane
Source: RefSeq, a predicted model, not a curated record